AUGACUCGUGACAGCGAACUUCAAGUGAUCAUCACGCAACGGAAACACGCAGAGAUCGCUGCGUUUGUGUCGUCACGAGAGUCAGAGGAAGAACUUGCCCCACGAGUUUUAAACUACGAAGAUGUAGAUCGUCUAACCUCGUCUAGCGAUGGAUGUGCAAGAGAUGACGAGUUUGACAGCGAAUCGAGGCUUCUGAAGAGACAGAAGCUAGACCCCGAUACAGCAACUGCUUACAUCCUCUACACCUCUGGGUCGACAGGUGAUCCGAAGGGCGUUGUAGUGCCUCACGCUGCUUUAAUGACAACUCUUUGGUGGACUGUACGCACGUAUGAAGUGACGUCAAGUGACGUUUUCCUCCAGAGCACAUCGACGACUCUGGACGGCUCGUUAUCUCAACUUUUUUCGCCUUUACUCGUUGGCGGAAGCGCACGAAUCACUCGUCCAAAGGGGCUCCACGAUCUGCAGUACAUGCGAAAUGUGCUGCUGGAAGCUCCUCACAUCUCGUUUUGUGUAUUUGUGCCGUCAUAUUUCUCGCUGAUCGUGGACUAUAUGAGUGAAAACGGUGAUACUUUUCCAGCUUCCAUCAAGCACGUUAUACUGGCGGGUGAGGCUUUUCCCAUUGAACUUGCACGUCAAUUCUACAAGAAACACCCGGCCUGUUCUACGUGUCUUGUCAAUGAAUACGGACCCACUGAGGCGUCGAUAACUUCGACAGCUUUUCGGAUGCCUCGAGAACUGGCGAUGCAGAACGAGUCAAGUCUUUUUCAAGGACUUCAUAGUGUACCCAUCGGAAAACCGAUAGACGAGCAUCCGGUGGUAGUGCUGGAUGCUCAGAGAAGACUCGUUCCAGUGAACGUCCCUGGUGAGUUGUACAUUGGUGGAGCAGGGGUGGCUCGUGGCUAUUGGCGUCGUCCAGAACUCACCGAGAACUCGUUCGUUCUUCACAAAAAACUCGAAGAAAUCGCGUCACUAGCUCAGAAGCGAACACGAAGAUGGUACAAAACUGGGGAUUUGGUGAAAUGGCUACCUAGUGGCGAGUUGGUGUUUCUCGGACGCACAGAUGCACAAGUGAAGCUUCAUGGGAUGCGAGUCGAGCUACAAGAAGUGCGCAACAUUCUACUGCGCUCUUCAAGCAUCAAGGCAGCUGAGGUGCUCUCAGUUCCUCAGUUGACCUCGCCCGGUCAGAAGCAACGGCAAAUGUCGUCGACGCUCGUAGCUUUCGUCAUGCCAGCUGAGAGUAUCGACGAAUUAUCGGUCCGAGACGGUUAUUUAACCGAGUUACGCGCGUAUCUUGACCAGCACCUUCCACUUCACAUGGUGCCUCAGUCGAUUCAAGUUGUCAGUAGCUGGCCACGCACACCAAACGGGAAGAUCGAUCUUCGAACGCUCGCAAGUUGGGCUGGCUCAAACUCGACAGACUCUCGUCCUGGAGAACAAAAGAAAGAGUCUACUAUUACAGUACAGUUAGCUACGGACAUUUUACGGCAGGUGUGGAUGCAGGCUCUAGAGCUCCAGCCUGUGGAUGGUGACCAAGACAUGGACGACAAACUCGAAGCGAACUUAAUGUCCAAGUCUUUCUUCGAACUGGGUGGCGAUUCGCUGGCGGCUAUCCGAGCGAUUGCUCUUGCGCAAGCACGGGGACUCUCCUUAGCCCUUGAGCAGUUCUUCCGCACGUCAUCGCUGCCUGAAAUGGCUCGAAGGGCUGCAGCUUCGAUGGUGGAUUUACGUCAGUGGACAUCGGAGACGCUAGUGCCACUUAACUGGCCCACAGCGAAGAAUACACGCACAGUUUUCCUGUUUCAUGACGCUGACGGGACUGUCUGGAACCUGCUGGAACUAGCUCGACAAUUGCCGCUUGCGGUCGUCGGAGUUCAAGCAACCAACUCGCAGUUUUCUAGUCUUGAAGAACUCGCUAAAUUCUACUGGAAUAGUAUCCGUACUCGUCAGAACGAAGGUCCGUAUGCUCUCGGAGGCUUCUCGUUCGGCUGCCGUGUAGCCCACGAAGUAGCACGCUUAGCGGUGAGAGAGGGACACGAACUUGUGCCUCUUAUUCUGCUGGACGGCCUACCAUUCGAGAUGCCGAGCUCCAAGCAAGUUACCGAGGAGGAAGCGACUGCGACUCGACUUCGCAUUGAACAGUAUACGAAUGAAGCAUUCGGAGACGCCCUGCUACGUCCAUUAGGAGACAACUAUAUCCACUUUUGCGCCAUGGAAGAGAUGUACCAGCCGUACACAACGGCGGAAGUGGAGACUGCGUGUUCCAGUUCACAGCCGCCAGUGUGGCUCCAAGCUGACUUGUACAUGACGCAGCGGUGGAGCGCAGACAUCUCGCUGUAUCGAGCACUUGGAAUUGAUAUCACAGCUGUAUCUACCAUUUCAGACUGCACGCAUCUAACGAUGUUACGGCACCCCAGCGUAGACGUGGUAGCGCGACAGAUACGGCAACACAUUGCUACAAGGAUAACUACAUGUAGUGAGAUGCAAGGCCCAUUCCAUAUCAAUGAAAGGUUAUGA
Messenger RNA from Phytophthora infestans T30-4, 2514 nucleotides. RefSeq names its product AMP-binding enzyme, putative. Lineage: Eukaryota; Oomycota; Peronosporomycetes; Peronosporales; Peronosporaceae. The record is from RefSeq and is a predicted model, not a curated record. Gene Ontology annotation, molecular function: phosphopantetheine binding. Bases 1 to 2514 code for a protein of 837 amino acids. The transcript has 2 exons. Gene Ontology annotation, cellular component: cytoplasm. Gene Ontology annotation, biological process: secondary metabolite biosynthetic process; amino acid activation for nonribosomal peptide biosynthetic process.